CAAAUGGUCGAAUUUAAUUAUUUUUGCCUGGAUUUCAGCAAUACGUAACUUGAGGCAUUUUGUGUGAAGUAAGACUAAGUGGAUAGAUGUGCAAAUUUUUGUAAAAAGUAAAUACAAGUUAAAUAGCAGCGUGGAAUUAGAGUAGCAAUGAAAUUUUUACGUAACUUUGGUUGAUGGUCCACACAUGGUGAUGGAGUAGAGGCUGUCAGCUUAAUUUCAUUUGGGCUGAUUGAGGGUUUAGGAAAUGGAUCAGCCUGACUAAUACGGCAGAAAACUAACAAGAGAUCCGAUCACAUUGAUGGGCCGCUAAAUAGAGGCCCAGGGCAGAAUUCCCAGUGACUAAGAGGGGUGACAAGAAAUUAGGCUGAAGGAGAGAGAAAGGAAUGGCGAAUGAUUGGAGGAAAUCGAUGGGUAAUGUUAGAUCCUUUUUCGGAAACUUAACGGGAGGUUUAAGGGGUGGAAGCAAUUUGGCAUCUUGGGUCGUUGCCGGUACUUUAGCUUACUAUCUAUGGGUCAAACCCUCUCAGGAACUCAACAGACAACAACAGGAAAAGGCGGCUUUGGCUGCUGCAUCAGAUACUUAUCGUUAUGUUGAGAAGCGAAAACCUAUUCCUGAUCCACAGGAAACUGGAUUGAUAUACGGUAACAAGAACAAAACUAAAAGAUCUGAAGAAUAGCUUUGCCGGAAUUCGAUGCCAUUCUGUAAGUUAGCUUGCAUAAUGCUCAGGGAAUUGUAAUCCCUUUGGAGUUACUGCUGCCCAUUGGCGUAUAGGAGCUUAUAUACUUGUACUUCUGAACUCAUUUUUUUUAUGGGGGCAAUAAUUAUCUAUACCUAGAGAAGAAAAUCAUGUAAGCUUUAAGUUUUUGUUGAUAGAAUGUAGCAUUUUUUUUGUUUUCAAGGUGAGAUUCUUGAAUAACGUUAUACUGUUUUCUUCCUUUCAAUGUGAGCUACAUGAACAUUUUUGUUGAAUGUUCAAAGUUUAUAUGUAUUUGUUAACUGGUUACGGCCAGCUUCUAUUCU
This is a messenger RNA of Lycium barbarum (goji berry), 1021 nucleotides long. RefSeq lists its product as uncharacterized. The transcript is spliced from 3 exons. Lineage: Eukaryota; Viridiplantae; Streptophyta; Magnoliopsida; Solanales; Solanaceae. Bases 384 to 677 code for a protein of 97 amino acids. The record is from RefSeq and is a predicted model, not a curated record.